Molecule: messenger RNA, 1489 nt
Organism: Andrographis paniculata
Lineage: Eukaryota; Viridiplantae; Streptophyta; Magnoliopsida; Lamiales; Acanthaceae
Product: phosphatidylglycerophosphate phosphatase PTPMT2-like
Exons: 6
Coding region: 403-1287 (294 amino acids)
Biological process (GO): protein dephosphorylation
Molecular function (GO): protein tyrosine/serine/threonine phosphatase activity; phosphatidylinositol-4,5-bisphosphate 5-phosphatase activity
Source: RefSeq, a predicted model, not a curated record
ACGGAUAGAGGAGAGGACCACCACCGGCACUCGCCAUUUCUAACUUUUCGUGUCACUUCAAUCUCUUCUUCUUCAACUCCCUCCCUUCGCACGCAUUCCCUUCUUCCAUCUUCCACACUCUUCCUUCCUUCCACUCUCGAUAAUCCCACUUUACCCUCCCAUUUUCACCGCAAAUCUCACCGAUUUCGAUGCUGAUUCGGUAAUUUAUUCGAUUGCGUGCUGCGUGUGCUCAAUUGUGUUCGAUUUCGAUGGAUUGGAUUUCGUCCGGUUAACGGCGGCGAUCGGCGGUUUUUAGGGUUCUGUGGUUUUGCGUUAUUUGCGGAAAUUAUUGGCGAAGGAAGUGGUAAGGUAAGUGAGUGGUUAGGGCUGUACGGAUUCUGUUGGUGAUUUUUUGCGAUUGAGAUGAAGAUCGAGGAGGUUGAUGAUGAUAUGACGGGUAGUGUGGUCGAAAUCGGGAGCAGGAGCGGUGGUAAGAACUGCGGUGGUAAGGAUCGGAGCCUGAUCGUUGUUCGAAUCGAUGCGAAGCGAGCUUUGGUCGGAGCGGGUGCUCGGAUCCUGUUCUACCCGACGCUGCUGUACAAUGUUUUUCGAAACAAAAUUCAAUCCGAGUUCCGAUGGUGGGAUGAAAUCGAUCAGUUUCUACUCUUGGGAGCUGUUCCAUUUCCGAAGGAUGUUCCGCGGUUGAAGCAGCUUGGAGUUGGUGGUGUAAUUACUCUUAAUGAGCCCUAUGAAACUCUGGUGCCAACAUCGCUGUACUAUGCACACGAAAUAGACCAUCUUGUGAUUCCGACCAGAGAUUAUCUCUUUGCUCCAUCCUUUCUGGACAUUAACAGGGCUGUCGAUUUCAUUCACAGAAAUGCUUCUGCUGGUCGAACAACGUAUGUACACUGCAAAGCCGGAAGGGGAAGGAGCACGACCGUUGUUCUAUGUUACCUGGUGGAAUACAAGCAUAUGAGUCCAGCAACUGCAUUUGAAUAUGUUAGAUCCCGACGCCCCCGGGUGCUAUUAGCUCCAUCACAAUGGAAGGCAGUGCAAGAAUACCAACAGCAACGAACGAUUUUCAAAGGGACGUGUAUGCCAGGAGAUGCCGUAUUUAUAACAAAAGCUGAUUUGGAAGGAUACGACAGCCGAUGUGACAGGAACCGCGGGAAGGAGCUGUCACUUAAGCCGAAAAUGGCGAGGGGGAAUCCAAUGAUUGCGCGAUUGUCGUGCCUGUUUUCAUCUCUCAAAGUUUCAGGUAAUUCCGGACCUGUUAUGAGGCGCCUGACGGAAGCGCCGGCCUGCUAGAUUCAAUUCGAUUCGAACCCCUCGGUUAAACACUACCAGGUGCGUAGAAAUGUUAAUAAUAGCGUACACGAGGUGCUUGUGACUUCUGAGGCCAAUAAAAACAGGCGAAUAUCAUGCCGCGCCCUGAGAUCUCGGUAACACAUUGCGCGCGUAUGUGUAAAUAUUUGUGUGUAUAUAUAUAUGUGCGUGUUUUAAGUCUAAA